AUCUAGAAAAGGUCAAAUCCGAAGUCUUAAUCGCUCAUUUUCUGUCAAAAUUUAAGCAUCGACGGUGUAAACUGUCAAGAAAAUUUGACCCAGUGCUUUUGAAAAGAUGGCAGCAUACUUCCAUCGUCAAUGCUUCAAGGCCAUGAGAAGAACCGGAGAUUUCACCUUGGAACAUAGAGUACAAAUCUGACGUGAAUUUUAACCACAGAUUCCAGCAAAUUUUUCCAAGUUGCACCAACAGGUCUUAACGACAAUCCUUAACAACGAGCGAAGUAAUCGUCACGCAGUUUGGUCCAUACAAUCACAGAGUUCUUGCGCAGACUCCCGUCUUACUGUUGUCGUAACGCUGCUUUCCACAGACCAUACACUAAAACGCUUUGGCCCCCCGAAAAUCCCGUUUCAGCGGCUUGCUCCAGCAGGGAAGUUCGUAUGAGAUCCUGGUUACAACUCCGUACCGUUCCUACGUAUCACGCUAUGCACAUGGAUACUUGCGAGGAAAGUAGCACUUCGCACACAAACGGGGCAGACACAAAAUAUGUAUCCAGCUACUCAGACGAUGUUCCGGACAAUCUCCGAAGAACCGAGAAGCUGUCUUCACCCUCCUCUAGUGAACUCAGCAUGCAGUCAGUGAUCUCCAUCAAGAUUAAUGACGAAGACGAUGAGAGAAAAUCAAGAGAAUUUGACCCUGACUGUGCUGACAACGUAAGGGGUGGGCAUCACGGCGCACGGGUAUCCAACACCGACCUGCCACCAUUUUCCCGAUCCCUGAUAUCCACUCCUUCAACUCCGGUCGACAGGACACUUUCUAAUCAGGGGCUUACACCGGCGGAAUUAAAUACCUUGAUCUCACCCACCAGCAAUGUAAUCAAACGCAGCAGGCCUGUCCCAAGUAGAACUCCCCAACGACCCCUGUCCAUGAACGUAGAAUGUGCAACCGCCAGACCAAAUAUCCUUCGUUUACCGCGACAGCAACUUAGAACAGUAAAAACCGAUGUCGCUACUCAGACGGAUGAAAUUCCUUCCCUGAAUGGUGCACAGAAUCGCAGUGCGGAACCUGAGUUCGGACCGGACGCGGAUGCUAUGGUUACAAUGUCAAAAGUGAAAAAUGGUACUCUGGUGGAUUCGACGGAAACUCUCAGCCCAGUUGAGACAUGGCCUCUCUCAAUCCAGAGCAUUGUAAAGCCAGCUGAAUUCCCUAGAAUAUUUCUACCGACGACGUUUAACAAUCCCAACUUAUCCGCAAAGGACGAUGAGAGUGAAGCGUGCUUAUCAGUUUCUUCAUCGCAAGAAGUCAAGGGUGUGGCAGCUACUUUUUAUACAAACCCAAACGAAGGAUGGAAUGUGGCUUCAAGUGGCCUUUCACGUCGUUCCUCGCUUGCUGGACCGUGCCAAACCAGCACAAACGCACUACGACCACCAGUCAGCAGAGCACCAGCGCUUAUGAGACAAACGAGAUUUCCAAACGGUAUCCAUAAGUUCGACAGUACAAAUGCAGAAUCGCAUCGAUGUCGUAGCGUUCAUUUCUCAACCGAUGUGCUUGUCGCUCACACAGGACUCGGGCCCGCACCUCUGAUGCUUUCGUCUGCGCCAUUAAAAGAGGCUGCUCUCCCGCCUUUCGACUGUGCUCACCAAUCGGUGGACCCUGAAAGGAUAUCGUCCCGAAGAGCAAGGCGCUCCAGCUCAGUUUCGAUGCUUAUUUCGACUAACCCAAACAGCAAUUCAUUUGACUCACACCGCACAUACGUGCCAACUACGGAGCCAUGCCUAGUAUCACCGCUUUCACCUAUCAGAAGGCAGUGACCAUCUGAAGACGUCGAUGGAGCAUAUCCCAACGAAGCAGGCGUUUACUUUGAUGCAUCAAACAAAUUGUUCUCACUGGAUGAGGUCCAUUGGCCACUGCCAUCAAUUUAACGUUCGCAAAACUUUUACUAUAAAUGAGUUUACAUGCUACAUGACAUCCACAGAGGCACUUACUCCUUUAUGAUACAGCGAAUUUCAUUCUUGUUUUGUUAUUUCUCGUUACGCUUCAUAAUGAUCACCUGCUCUUCUCUAGUGAGAGUACCCGAUUUCCCAUACGGGCUAACCCAGUCACAAGUGGAGAUACGAAAACUCCAUGUACACAGCUGCACCUUGUAUCCGAUCUUCUGUAGGGUGAUAAUAAAUGCUAGCGGAACCACCA
Molecule: messenger RNA, 2179 nt
Organism: Dicrocoelium dendriticum
Lineage: Eukaryota; Metazoa; Platyhelminthes; Trematoda; Plagiorchiida; Dicrocoeliidae
Source: the annotation of a GenBank genome assembly